Molecule: messenger RNA, 2037 nt
Organism: Symbiodinium natans
Lineage: Eukaryota; Dinophyceae; Suessiales; Symbiodiniaceae
Source: the annotation of a GenBank genome assembly
AUGUACUCACAGUGGGUGAAGGACAACUUCAGUCAGCGAUACAAGACGUUUCAGCAGUUUGACCUGUCGAAACGUGUGCGCCACUAUGUUGUCGACCUGGAAAUCCUUGAAGAGUUCAGUGGUUUGGGAGACAAGUGUGACUUUGAGAACAACGCCUUGCAGACCUUGGCGGUUCUCCAAAACUUUCACAGUCUCGGAAAAAUCAUCGCUGGACUUGUGGGCACCUACGACACGAACUUGCUGGCGCAGAUUUUCAUGGCUGCAUGCCGACAUUUGGCCAGAAGCUCAGGCAAUGUUCCUCUUGUCAGAGACCCCAGCACACCGGACGAGCCACCGUUGCCAGACUGGGCUUUCACCAAGCACAUGCCAUCAACGAUCGAUCGAAUGAAGACAGAGAUUGGUGGUGGAGCUUUCGUGGCCAAGAUCUUCCGGACGUCUUCCCGCCCACAGCAGUCCACAGAUGAGCAGAUUGUGGAUGUGUCUGACUUGCUUGUUCCAAAAAAGAAGAAGCGAGUGGCUGCGAAGAGCAAGGCUAAGGCUAAAGCCAAACAGACACAGGAUGACCGGGAAGAUGCAGAAGCCGUUGUCGCAGACGUUGAACAGGCAGGAGGAUGCACUCGAAAGCGAUGGUGGAUCGACGAUGUCAUUGCAUCGCUCGUGCACGCGGCAGGUGAUCUGGACACGCUCAUGGACCCGGCGCAUCGCAGUGCUUUGAAGCAAGCACUGGGCAUUGCAGUUGAGCUGGUGUUCCACGGGUCUGUCAUUGUCAACGGGGGCAAGCCAAAGAGGGUGUGGUCACAGGUACGCCCCCUGGUGCAAGAUGCAAUCCGGAAAGGCAUCGCGCGGUCCAGAUCAGUCAUGGCUACGUCCACCAGAGAUGGUGUUGCUGCCAUGGCAAGUGAAUGUGCCCGUGAGUCGCUCACGGCAGGAGCGUCGAACCCGGGGGAGAGGUCGGUGGCGUUGUUCAUGACUGAGAAGAGUGCUGAGGCUGUCAGAAAGUGGCUGGCUGCGAAUGGAUCCAAGAAUCAUGCAGAGCACUCGGCUUUCUGCACGGCCAUGAACAAGUUGAGCAGCAAGCUUUGCAAGUGUCGUCGCGACACAACUGCUUGUCCAAUUCACUCCGGAGCGAGCGUGACCAUCCCUGAUCUUGUCUGGUGGAGUGCUGAUGCCAUCUACGAGAGUGUGCCAUGCGCUGUGCCAACAUUUGCAGUCGCCUUGGCAGUCAGGUUCGCAAAAUCCCAGCAGCCUCAACCCAGCUCAUGCUCGUCAAUCACAGCUGCAGAACCACUUCCUGCAUUCUGCCAGUUCUUGUGUUGCAAGGAUGCUACGCCUGCCGCACAGACAGGAACCGCCGCCACAGACGCAGAUGCUGCUGAAGCAGAUGUUGUGAUGGUUCCCAACAAUGCAGCGCUGGAAGCGCUGACGGCAAUGCGGCCCGCAUACUUGCUCACAAUGAUUCCCAAAGUGCUUGGGGCACUGUCACAGAAUCCGACACGGAAGUGCCGCUUCGCGGACUGUCAAGCACAGAGUCUCCAAUCUGCUUGCAACGCGUUGCUGAAGAUAAUGGAACCGGCCAAUGCCGUCAAGGGUGACAGUGACUUGCCGGUGUCCACGCAGCUGGAGAUGUUGCUCGCGACAAUGGUGGCAGACGAAACAGAUUGGGCAACCGGGUGGAGCAAGCUUUUGACAAAGACCAUAGGGUUGGAGAUGGGGUCAGCAGGCCCUGAAGAAUUUCAGAGCAGAUUGUCAGCUCUGACUGUGGGUGAUCUCGGCUUAGAUGUGCCAGCAAAGUUCAAGUACAUGCUUGGCCGACCAGACCAACCAUCCGUGAAAGAUGAGGUUCUCAGUCCUGGACCACGAACAAAAGGCGAUGCACACCCCGGCGCUGCUUCAGAGCCAUUUGCGUGUGGCGGUUCUCUUGUUCGCUUGUCCGACGUCUAUGUCUUUACUGGCGAUGUGCCGUUCAACGUCUUGGAUGUGUUGAGCAUCCAGAUGCAGAUUUCAACGCACUUGUACGCCAAGGCGUUUCCUGCUUAG